GAUAAAUAUCCCUAUUAAUACAUUAUCAGUGGGAGCCUUCGAGUUACAAAUUGGUGUAGUUAUAAGCCAGACUGUGCAGAGACACUGACACACUAUGCACCAGAACACAUGCAGUUGUCAUGGUUGGUAAGAACCCUAACCACACAAACCCCAACAACAAUGGAGGACAAGGACAGUCCGUAUUAUUGGUCCUUAGAGUGGUCAGACUUUACUGAUAGAAUAGCGAGAGUCGAAGCCAAGAUCAAGGGCAGGAGAAAACAGAUUACUGGUAAACAAAAUAAAAGGUAAUGAUCACAGAGUUCAGGGAAACCGGAGAACAAGACAAAUUCUUAACUAGAAUACACAGAACAAUACGGAACCACAACAGGUAGGAGGGGUUUAUAUAGAACAAGGUAAAUGCUGAUUGGAUCGCAUCCUCCCCGUGAGCCAGAAAGUACAUGAAUGGCAUUCCACUAAUUUCCCACCAAUAGGGAUGUCCUUACCUUACCCAAUACAACCAAGCAUCCUACUGGUUUCUCCAUCUAAAUGACUAUAAAUCAUGUGGCUCAUCAAACAUGCUCUCCAUUACUCCAGGACUGUACGUUUAAAGGGAGACAUUAUAGAGAAAAAGUUGUUGAGGGUUACUGGCUACUGACAGAGUCUACACUGAUCCCGGGAAACAUCAGAAGAGCUCAGAAAAUGAAAAGCAAAGGUCCAUGAAGCUGGAGAGGGAAUAAGAAGCAUUUCUAACAUGCUGAGUAUUUAUCGAUACAUGGUAAUGCAAACCAGAUACAAACAGAGGAAAUUGAAUCAUGUUGCACCAUUUGUGCAGAGAGAUUGUCCGGCAAAGAUCAUGGUGAGUCUGCGGUGUGCAGCAUGGGAGGAGGUGGGAAAAGUACCUCCUGAAAUCUCUGGAUCUUAUUGAGUCGCUGUUGAUGUGCCCUCUUUAAAAAAACAAACAAAAAAACAACACAGAACGAGAACUGACUUAAUAUAAGGUCAUCAUAAAGGUAGUAACUGCUCUCCAAAAAACAUUGCAGAACUUCUCAAGUUUGUAUAGACCUUCUGUAUGGUCUAAAAAGUUCUAGAGUUCCAAGAAAACUGCUCUGGCAGUAACAAUCUUCUAUUUGGAGGGCAAAAAACACUGGCACCUGUCAAGGGGUGGGAUAUAUUAGGCAGCAAGUGAACAGUCCGUUCUUAAAUUACAUGUGUUGGAAGCAGGAAAAAUGGGAAAGUGAAAAGAUUUGAGUGACUUUGACAAUUGCCAAAUAGUGAUGGCUAGAUUAAUGGGUGAGAGCAUCUCCAAAACAGCAAGUCUUUUAGGGUGUUCCCGGUAUGCAGUGGUUAGUACCUACCAAAAGUGGAGCAAGGAAGGACAACCGGUGAACCAGCGUCAGGGUCACUAGUGCCCUGAGCUCACUGAUGCACGUGGGAAACGAAUGCUAGCUGUCUGGUCCGAUCACACAGAAGAGCGACUGUAGCUCAAAUUGCUGAAAAACUUAAUGCUGAUCAUGAUAGAAAGGUGUCAGAAUACUGGACUUUGGAGCAAUGGAAGAAGGUUGCCUGGUCUGAUGAAUCACAUUGGUUUUCUUUUGGAUCAUGUGGAUGGCCGGGUGUAUGUGCAUAGUUUACCUGGGGAAGAGCUAGCAGCAGGAUGCACUAUGGGAAGAAGACAGGCUGGCCAUCGGAGGCAGUGUUAUGCUCUGGGCUAUGUUCUGCUGACAAAGAGUUUAAGGUGUUGCUUUGACCUCCAAAUUCCCCAGAUCUCAAUCCAUUUGAGCAUCUGUAGGAUGUCCUGAAACAACAAAUCCGAUCCAUGGAGGCCCCACAUAACUUGCAGGACUUAAAGGAUCUGCUGCUAAUGUCUUGGUGCCAGCGCCCAUGCCUCGAAACAUCAGCAACUUUAGAGGCAUGAUCUACACACAAACACUGCUUCAUUAAGCUAAGGUUGUUUUGAUGACGAUAGUGCCCCUUUAAUAUAGAUUUAGUUUUUACUGCCGCUCCCUUUUUUCCAUCUAUUUGAUAAAAUCAACAUUUAGUGUCUUUCACUUAACGAUCAAUAAUUAAUCUUUUCCAUCAAUGAUUGUUUUUCUAAUCCUGAAGCUUACCCCUUGCACUAAUAAUUGGGGCGGUUAUUUGUCCACAUGACGCUUCGGCUAAAAUGGCCUAAAAUCACAAGUCUUGCAUGAGGAAAUGUUACAGGAUACAAUUUUAUUAUCAGUCUUACCGUGGUUAAAAGAGGAUACACGAUAGCAAAGGCCUGAAGUACUGGAUACAUCAACAGCAUGGCUUAAAGGGACACUGUAGGCACCCAGAUCACUUCAGCUCAUUGAAGUGGUCUGGGUGCUUUGUCCUUUUUGCACUUCCAGAGAAUGUUUACAUUGCAGCUCUAAGUCUGCCCUCAGUGGACACCCACUAGAGGACUUCCGGAAUCCAAACUGACUUUUGGUCCGUUAUCUUACGCUGGAUAUCCUCACAGACCUCCAGCGUCAGAUUUUCCCCAUAGGACAGCAUUGAAUAAUGCUUUCCUAUGGGGAGGUCUAAUACGCGCGCGGCCAUUGCCAUGCAUGGGCCAUGCAUGCGCAUUACUUCGCUGACGUCAGCGGGGGAGGAGGGUGGGCGGAGCCUGACCCAGCAUCGAGGAACAUUGCUGCUGGAUUCAGGUAAGUGGCUGAAGGGGGGCACUCCAGGAGCCUAUAGUGCCAGGAAAAUGGGUUUCUUUUCCUGGCACUAUAGGAUCGCUUUAAAGGAACACUGUACCCACUGAAACUACUUCAUCUAAAUUAAGUUGUUAUAGUGCCCCCAGUUGUCCCUCCUUAGUGACACCAUAUUACUUUAUUUUAAUAAUUCGAAGGCAAGGAAGCACAGCUUCUAGCCACUCCUCCAAGCCUCCUGAGUAUUAGUGUCUCAUAACCUAGCAUACCGUGAUGUCAUACACGCAUGCGCAGUGCCGUCACAGUCAGUCAUAGAGAAUGAUGGUAUGCAAAGAUUCUCUAUGGCAGAAUUAUAGAAGUGCAUGCGCCUAUGGCUCCCAAUGACUCUCAAUGAGGAUGACAUCAUAGGAUGACAUAACAGAGGAGGAGGCUACAGCAGAGCCGAGGGAGACUUAACACUGGAGAAAAGAAGAGUAAAAAAUAUUUUUGUUGUUUUCUUUCGUUUUUUUAACAUACGUGGGGGAGGGGACUAAAACGAAAUAGCGACAUUAAGACUAUAGCGUUAGGAAUACAGAUAUUUAUUCCUAACACUGCAGUGUCCCUUUAAAUAGGACAACCUGUAUUCCGAAAUUAAACAUUGAACUUUAUAUGUAUUUUAUAACUCAAUGAUUAUUUCUCAUAUAUUUUAUACAGAUAUCAGAAGACUGAGAAACAGCAUUGUUAUUAUUAUUAUUACCACUCAUAUAGUGCCAACAUAUUCCGCAGCGCUGUACGAUUAUUUAGAGGGGAUAUUUGACAACACGCAAUUGACAUAUAGAGUAUAACAGAGAGAAGAUGUGAAAAAGCCCUUGCUCAAAUAAGCUUACAAUCUGUGAGGACUUGACGUAAUCUUUACUAGUUCAAAAUAUAUGUGUUCUUGGCUUCUGAUUUUCUGAUUUUUGCUUUUUAUUUAAAUGUUGCUGUUCUUGCAGUUCUCUACCUUCUAUACAAAGGGCGUGUGAGAGAUAGUCUUUCCCAAACAAUACAUGCAGAUUCUUGUUCAAAUCCCAAAAUAAAUUAACCCCUUCAGAGUUGUAAAUAUGCUCCACAAAAUGUGAAUCCAAACGGGAUUACUUAUUAAAGAGCGCAUUGCGGAGCGUUGAAGACCAAGUAAUAAAUGUAAUCGCCAAGAGGGGAUUUUAAAGUAUGUUUUGCAGUUGAGUUUUGAUUUCACUGCUAUUCCCUGUUUAGUGAAUAAACCCCCAAUUUAAUCGUACCCAUACAUAGCUCAGUGUGUAUGGAGGUAUGUGUUUCCCCCUCGUUCCUUGCACAAGAAACCUUUCAGGUGGUGGAAUUUGUUUUAUUUAAUAUCCACCCCGCCUGAAAAUUUAUGACAGUAAUCCAGGGAGUUUCUGAAUGUUGCCUGGGGCAGUGCAGCGUCGCAGACCAUCCGGUGUGUGCUGGAUAGUAAUUACUGGCUGCGUUUCACAUCCCCCCUCAUGCUAAACCUGCCAGUCCCACAGCUGUACGAUCAAGACCCAACACAUCUCAGCGGAUCGGCCUCACAUCCUGCGAUUUCCCAGUCGAAGUCAGCUUGAUGUUGCUUUGCCCUGUAAAAGCCAGGGAAGUUUCUGCAUUGCUUGACUACAAGACCCGAGAGGUACCGGGAUUAACGUGCUACAGAGAAGAACCUCAGGGAGGCCCACUCCAAAGCUUAGUGAAGUUUGCACAAGAAGGUAAUUUUUUUUGCACACAUUUAUAUGUGAAUCUGUUCAGCAUGCUUUGCAUCCCCUAAUUGAUUUAACCUUUAUAACAAUGAGAUUGGUGGGGUAACAGUUCCCCAGGCAAGGGUGGACAACCUUCGGCACUCCAGAUGUUUUGGACUACGUCUCCCCUAAUGCCUGAUGCUAAAGCACCCGGGCUGAAAGAGCAUACUGAGAGAUGUAGUCCACAACAUCUGGAGUGCCAAAGAUUGCCUUUCUUAGUACAUCACGUGGUGUCAUGCACAGUUUGCAUAGCUCCAAAAUAAGAAAUAAGAAAAGCACUUAAGAAUCUGGUUCUGCCCAAACCAGUAUAAAUGCAGGAAAUUUUACAAAUAAAUGCCACCAGUUUAGACUCUCUCCAUAAUCUAUAUGCCAGACACGCCUGGUCUGAGAUACCUGGGUUAACAGCUAUACCAUGCCCAUAACCAGGUUAAGCACAUACAAAACCCUACUUGGUACCAGAUAUCUUAAUACCAGCGAGUUUCACAUCACCUAUAACAGGCUGUGAUAAAACAUGUUUCCACAAAUCUGACAUUGAUUUAACUAGACCUAGUCUCUCCUGUAUGUUUUUUACAAUAUAAAAAGUGCAUGUUCACUCAAAUACCCUAAGUGUAACACUUGCUAUGAGGCCAGAGAAUUGCCGUUGGGGUAUCUCUAACCUGUAUGUAACUAUCCUAUGCACUGCAAAAAAAAAAAUAGUAAAUGCCAGGAUUGCCUUUUGAAAGUAGUUUCCCUUUCAUGUAGACCGUUGCUACGAUCGAUGCGUUGUACAGUUUGGGCACCUGAAUAAAGGCACAGGACUUUUGAAAGGACGAUCUGGACAUUGUUUUUACGCGUCCCUGAAUAUACACUGGUUUGCACAGUUUGCAGAGCUGGGUGAUGUCACAGGAGAGAGAUAAAAUGUAGUUAAUUCACCCCAUUUCUAGUUUGUUGCACUGUCGAUGUUUGGAGCGCCCUAGUCCCUUGGCAGCCUGUGUGGUUAGGUAUUGGCAAGACCGGGCACUUUCGGUCUGGGACGGCUGUAGGUCCGUUACACACAGAGAUUUAGGGAGCUCACACCUGGCAGGUGAGCGCAGGAUAUUAAAAGGUUUCAUAUUUAACCCAUUCUGCAUUCCUGGCAUUGUCUCAUCUCAACUUCCAUCGUGGGCAGGAAAUCUGUUCAAAUGGGAUGAGUCUCUACAGACAUGGGGCGAUGGACAAAUAAAACUCCCAGAGAGAAGUAUGUCGUUUAAUAAUUUGCAAACAUGGUAAUACAGGCUGAAAAAUACCCAAUCCAUCAGUUUCACCCCUUCUCAUGUCUUAUUACUACUGCUAUCCAAAAUAAGGCAAAACUCCACUCUGAAGGGAAUUCAUAUUUUGCCAAAAUUGGGAAACAAAUUCCUUUGAUUGCUCCUGGGAUGAACCAACUGUUACCCCACAUAUUAACUAUUAUAUCCUUAAAUAUUCUGUUACCAAACAAGCAAUCCUUACAGAACCGGAUUUAAAAAAAUUCCACAUCUUUAUAGCCCAUUGUAAGGAAGGACCCAUUUUCUCUGUAGAACCAAUAAGACUCCCAAUCACUGUAAAUGGACGGAGUGCCAUGUCUGCUCUUAUUGCUGUUUAGAUUUCCCAUUUGUGUCCUAUACGGAUAGGCCGUGGUAUGUACGCGGUCAGUGUUGGCAUAGAGUAGUAGUUAUGGUGCCAGGUCUCAUUAAUAUGCUGUAUUUUUUCACACACACACAAUAAAAUAUCAAAAUGUUUUGCAGAAUUGUGGAGGACUGACAAGAGGAUGGCAAAGUUAUUCAAUAUUGUCGAUUUGGGAAAAAAUACUCAGUUAUUUUUCCAGAUAAAAAAAUAUGGGAUUGGCAUUUAAAAUAACUUUAUUAAUCCUUCUCAAUUACAAGUUUGGAGGACAAAACCCAAUAUCAGUGGAUCUAACUGCUGGAUUUUGGAAAUUUAGCAAAUAACUCUCCAGAUGAUUAGGCUGCAUUUCUGUGUUAUCCCAUUAUUAGAGUUACGUAGGAGGAUUUUAUUUCAGCUCUUACUAUGUAGAGGGAGACCAGAAAAUGUUUCUAGUAGAGGCUGGCUGAGGGUGAUAAGAUUUGCAUUGCCAGUUGUCUGAUCCAGAUGUUCUUUGUUUAUCAUUGUGUUGUUUUAACUCUAGUGGGAGCUUUUGCUGUUUGGUAAACCCAAAAUCUCUCCCGGAUCCACGAUGAGGUUCCUCAUGAGCGUGUCGCUCUGGGUUGGCAUCAUGCUCUAUGUGGGCCCUGCUGGCUCCUUCCCCUUCCUUCUCACCCAGCUGAGCACACGUAAGAGCAGCUGCAAGGCCAUCCCCAGCAGUAUGACCCUGUGCCACGCGGUUGGCUACAGCGAAAUGCGUCUACCCAACCUACUGGGUCACGACACCAUGAAAGAGGCGCUGCAGCAGGCUGGCUCCUGGGUGCCGCUUCUCACCAAGCAGUGUCACACCGACACCAAGAAGUUCCUGUGCUCCCUGUUUGCUCCCGUCUGUCUGAGUGAGCUGGAGGAGGCCGUGUAUCCCUGCCGAUCCCUCUGUGAAGAAGUUCGAGAUGGAUGCACCCCCGUCAUGGCUGCAUUUGGCUUUCCCUGGCCCGAGAUGUUUAACUGCACACAGUUCCCUCCAGGGAAUGAGCUCUGUGUGCCCCCUGCUGGCACAGAUGAUAAAUCCCAUGUGACAAAGGAAGGUAAAUAUAGAUCAGUAUCUUCCAAUGUUUUAAACAGAACGGUAAACACUCAGAUAAUUACAAGAUGAUUUAUAAGUGGUGCUAGAUGCACCAUCACCACUUCAGAUCAAUGUUUUAUUAGAAAUAUGUUCAGUUUCACUUUUCUAUAAUUUAUAUUGCAGUUUUUUCACUGAUGGUGGUUGUUGUUUGCGGCUUGUUUUUUUUAAUAUAGUUGUGGUGUCACUGAACGAGCAUUAUUGCACAUAGUAUCAGAAUGGAUUGACCUUGGUCACUACGACCUCUCGGACAAACCUUACAUACACAGAAACCCGGGUAGUUUGGCUCUUUAUGGUGGAUGUGCAUCGAACGUGUGUAUUCUAAAAAUUAUUUCCUCUGACCCCAGAACUCCCGUGUGCCGCCUGCCACAGCCUUGGAGACACCGAAAAGGAAUUCCUGCAAGACUUCUGCUCCAAGGAUUUUGGUGAGUGGGUACAUGUCACAGAUCAAUGUGGGGCUGAGGAGUGUUCUGUCUACAUUUCCCCAAAUAGAAAUAAGAUAUAGACUCUGUAACGGCUACCCAGCUGGUAAGGGCUAUCUGCCGUUGGAGACGUCUUUUUCUGAGCAAGCUGCUGUGAAGUAAUGGAGUUCUUAUUCCCAUCCACGGUAUCCAAGAGUACAAUCAGGCAUCGCUGUCAAAUGAGGCAGAGUAACUGUACAAUAAAUCCCCUCCAAGAACGAGAUGAGGCUACGUUUUGAAGGGUCAAGUAGAACUGAUGUUUAUUGACAGGGGUCUCCUUUUAUGCAAUGGUGCCCUGAAAAAGGCUUCACCCACAUAAUUAAUAUCACAACCAAUCAUACAUAUGGUACAACCCCCACGUCUCCUCCCCUCAGAUAAACAUGCAACACAAUUAAAACAUACACAAUUUUACUCAAGUUCUGGCUGUAUCCCCAAAACAGGGGAACAACAUAUCCAAAUUCCAGCUCAUUCGGUUGAGGGGUUCGGGAGUUAUGGGUCUUUGAAGUUUUGACCGACCGCACAGAUUUUCUAGCCGAAAAGUUUUGGCCCUGCGGUCGGUCUCUGUUCGUGCAGUAAAACCCCACGGACCCCUUGCCAUCCAUAGUCAUCCUGGUGUUCGCUGGAAUCCCCAUGUAAACUUAAGCAUAACUACCGAACGGCCGGUUUUUCGGUAGUUCCAGCACAAAGUUAUGGGCUCAUGGAGGUCUCAGCGGUGUUCGCCUGUUUGCGUAUCCGUUUUUAGUUCCAUGCGUUCACAGGCAAACACCUCUGUUCGUGCGUAAGAUGGCCGCGAACACGUGUAAAGUCCCGAAAUGGCGGCCAUCUAUUCAGAUCACAAAGGAUUCGUGUGAAACCAUACGAACGGCUCCAAAAGCGCUGGGAGGUAAAAUACCACUUAACUGCUCCCCUGGGUGGUCCGAUGUUCGGUAGUUUGGGCUGCAUUCACCGGUAAUGGUAUUUCCCAUGAAAUAGGUAUUCGGUCUUUAAUAAAUCCAACUGUGUUAUGUUAAAUAAGUCCAGGCACAAAGCAUAGUUCUGUUACAGACUCAAAAGCAAAUAAUCCCCUUGACUUGCGCCACUUAAGAUUCCUCACCAAAAUUCAGUGGAAGUAUCACCUGACGGAGCAGAGCUGGGAUUCAUCAGGGGGGCCUGUGAUAGUCCUUAUAUAAGCCUCCAAUUCUUGUAGCAGAGGUGGAGAGCGUCAAAAACUGCACAGGAGGGCUCCAUAUAGCUCCUAUAUCGUAUCCCCAUGUACUUUCACUAGUACACCAUUAAUCCCCCUCAUUCUCAACACAUUGGAAUGGCUGUGAAACAUAAUGUGGGCCAGGAGAUGCCCAAUACCAUAACUUUCUAAUGUACUUUAAAAAUAAAAGAAGUGAGGAAGCUCAAGUUUUGGUUUCUUAACCCCUUAAGAACACAUGACAUGUCUGACAUGUCAUGAUUCCCGUUUAUUCCAGAAGUUUGGUCCUUAAGGUGUUAAACCCUCUGCCCUAUCCACUCAUACAAUGAGAUACGUUCUUCGUCUUUCUGUUUUACAUAAGUUUGGCUAAUAAAAUAACAUUAACAUCAACUAUAAUCCAGAGGUUCCCUGCUAUCUACUGAUUCCCUUGAAAACUGAAAAAUAAAAACUAUUUAACUUCCCUAAAAAGAAUCAUCUUUUGUGGCUAAAAUUGUUUCAGAUUGGCACUGGUUUCCGAGUGGGAUCAUUAUACCUGUACUUAGAUUCAUUAUAACUGUAGGAGAAACUCUUCUGAUUGUAAAGGAGAGCGAGUCUACCGACUCUCUGAAACAUUGACUACAACAGCAAAAAUAGGCAAAUUAAAUUCAGGUUGGAUAUAUUAUUAUCACUAGCUGCUCUUGUCACCUGUGUCUUAUAUUUAUUCUGCUCUGUAUUUUCCAGCUUUGAAGAUGAAUAUUCGCUCAGUAACUACCUUGGAGGGAGAUGUUAUGGUGAUCCCAGAAGUUAAGAGCAGGACAACUUACAAGGCAAAAGGAUGGUCUGAUGAAGAAAUGAAGAAGACUGUUCUUUGGUUGACUGAUGGGGACAGCUGUAUCUGCCAAGAUAUCCAGGAGCCAGGGGUCACUGUGCUGGUUUUAGGACACAGGAUAGAUGAUAGACUGGUCAUCUCCUGGGUCAGGAAGUGGCAGAAAAACGAGAAGGAAACAAAGAAGUUUUCAAGGACUGUACGAAAGCUACAGUGCUAGAAAUAGGGAAUGAGGAGGUCCUUCGAUGGGAUGUGUGUCGCACAUCUUGAUACAUUUCUGAGAAUACAUUAUAAACAAAAGCCCAACUCAUGCCUACAGCCCACUCACUAGCUAAACUGAAGUGCUGUCGUCAUAAAGGUGAAAAUUGGAACUAACACAUUAACCAACUAGGCCUCUCCUUGUCCUGACCGCUUGGAUUACUCUUAACCUUGCCCAUAAGACUUGUUGAUGAACUUAUCGUGGCCAUUAAUUAGUUUGAGUCCUAACAGAAGAAUUUCUGGAUGUACAAGUAAUAUCACGAUAAGAAAACAGCCCAUAACAUUAAAAAUUAUCGCUCUGUGAUUUCUUCCUGAAAAUAUUAAUACAUAGGUCUAUAAACGAGGUGGUUCCCUACCUAGAAGUCUCUUCAGUGCUGAGGAUCAUGAUUGCAGCAGACUUUCGUAUCAUUUACGAUUUCCCUUCUCUGCAAUUGUUGACCAGGGAAGUUCCCCGUUAUGUUUUAUUACGCAUCAUUUUUGUACUCACCCUACAGGAUAUUACACAUAGAUGCAUGUCCUACUCAGCCUUUUGCAUGGUCUCUAUACUUCACUUAUGCCCCAGACAGAAUUAUUAUAAUAAAAAAAAAAAAAAUAGAAUCAAACCACCCAGGUGCAGCAUACAGCAAAUACAAAAAAAAGGAAAAAUUACCUUUCCAGAAUUAUUAUAAUGUUCCUUUUGUGAGGUAGUUGGGGCGACCUGUGACAGCUGUACCAAUGGAUGUCUGGGAUUAAAGCUUGUACUUUGUUUAAAAUACCCAGCCAUCUAACCAACAGUUUUUCCAUAAUGUUUAGAAACUUAUCCUGAGCUGGGUGUAUAGAUAUUUCACCUGGCGAUAUCGAAAUUGGAGGGAAGCUGAUUUCUUCUCAACAAAGCAAAUAAACGACAUCAUAAAACUCUGAAUGUAGAUUUAAUUUCGUGCACCAUUUAUCACCAUUACGGAGGGAGCAGCUAAUAGAGAUCAAUGAAUCACUGAUGGUAAUCAAACAGCUCUGACCAGAAACGAAGCAGAAUUUCCCUAAAUAAUUACCUUUAUCCUAAAAUUAUCCUACACCAAGCAUGUCAGACUCAAAGGCGAAUUCGGGCCAAAUAAAUAAGGUUGAAGUUUAUGUGGGCUGCAAAAAAAGAGUUCGACCUAGAGAAACGCAAACUAAAAUGACUUGUAUCGUACUCAUGCAAACAAUAUGUAAUCCUGGGUACAUAUAUAUCUAAUUCACUCACUGCAAACAGCAGUCUCAGCCAGGUAGGUAGCCGCACUGUCCAAUCUCCUGGCUGCACACUCCACUCCGCUUGCUUCUACCCCCAUCCAUGUCCCUUCUUCCCACCCUUCAAUCCAUGUCUCUGUUCUCCUUCAUGUCUUUCUCCCUCCUUUCAUCCAUGUCUUGUUCAGUCCAUGUCUCUCCCCCACCUCCCUUCCAUGUCUCUCCCCCAUGUCUGUAUCCCCUCUUCCAUUCAUGUCUCCUCUCCCAACCCAUUCUAUCCAAGUCUCUCUCCCCCAUUCAUAUCUCCCUCCCACACCCUUCAAUUCACACCUCCCCCCAUCCCAUUCAUAUCUCUCUACCCCUCUUCCAUCCCUAUUCCCCCCCCUCCCCCAUGUCUCCUUUCCUUCCCCUUCUAUUCAUACCUCCCUCCUUCUGCUCUGGCAGACAGCUGUUUCUCUGACAGAGCCGGCACGCGGGGUGAUGGUAGUACCGGGUUUGCUCUGCCCUAUAGAUAGGUCCCCCUGCCUGCUGUUUCUCUCCUGACAUAGCAGGGGAGGGGGACCUCUCACUCUCCGGCGGCACGCGGUGUCACACUGAGUGCCAGGUAGCCACAUAACACAUACUGUGCGUGUGGUUCUCUUAUAGAGCCACACACUAACUAGGGCAGGCCGAGAUGGGCGCAAAACUCACAUAUCAAUCUGACAAGUGAUUUUUGCACCACCCUGAUUGGCUGGGCCACAAAGAAAUUCAUUUUGGGACACAUGUUGGCUGCGAGUUUGACAUGCUUGUCCUACACUGUCCCAGGGGCCGGAUGGUCAUAGUUUGUAUUUUGUGACUACAUGAAUGUUAAGAAUAAAUAACUGGUGCAGGAAUCAGGAAAUGGGAAGUGGUUAGAAUAGGAGAACAGAGUAACAAUCGUACAAAUCUGUAAAUAAAAUAUGUUUUCAAAAACCAGAUCAUUUCAGUUUUUCCUUCUAUCAGAAUAUGUAGAUCUUUUGUAGAAAGUUCAGGGAAAUCCCAUUAUUGUUCUUACAACAAAAUGCAACUUAAUGUUGAAUUGGAAUAAAAUCGUUGAACUCUG
Pelobates cultripes (western spadefoot toad) is the source of this 12079-nucleotide messenger RNA. The record is from the annotation of a GenBank genome assembly. NCBI's taxonomy places the organism in Eukaryota, Metazoa, Chordata, Amphibia, Anura, Pelobatidae.